UGUGCUGGAGAGAGGACCAGAGAUUGGAGAAGCGUAUGCGCACUUUCGCCGGAGAACAAGCGAAAGGCCUCAGAUUAAAGACCAGUGCUCAAACCGGGAAAGCGUCGUAGCCCCCGUCUACAUAUACCAGCACUGGCAGUUGUGAUUCUAGAUCCAUGACCGUCAUGACGUGCAAGCGGCUGCAUAGGGCACUCCUCUUCAUAACUAUGCCGUCAUCCAUCGCUCUUUGCGCCGACUCUGGGCGGAGGGAGGGGGAGAGCCAUUGUAUGUGCGAUGAUACCGUAGAAAGCGAACAGCAAGCCGACUCGGACUGCCGUCUCGAGACUCGGCGCUUUCAUGCAACGGAAAUGCAUCGCAGCAGAGUCCAGCUGCACAGAAAUCCGCAUUGCAACCUCAGAGAAGUGUGGGGAUUGACUUUCCGUGGAAUGUGUGCCUCCCUCCCCUCCCCUUGAUUCGUCGGGUGGGAAAGUUCGGGGACUGCUGGACCUGGCAUAGUCGACAGGUACGCACAACCCGGCAGAUUGCCCGGUUAACCUUAACCU
Aspergillus uvarum CBS 121591 is the source of this 542-nucleotide messenger RNA. RefSeq lists its product as uncharacterized. The transcript has a single exon. The record is from RefSeq and is a predicted model, not a curated record. Bases 156 to 452 code for a protein of 98 amino acids. NCBI's taxonomy places the organism in Eukaryota, Fungi, Ascomycota, Eurotiomycetes, Eurotiales, Aspergillaceae.